CCACAAUUUUAAAGUUAAUAUAAUUGCCAAAAACCAUUGGAUUGUAUACUCUGAGUGGAUGAAUUGUAUGGUAUGUGAAUUAUAUCUUAGUAAAGCCUUUUGGAAAAAAAAAAAAGAGAAAAUGAAGACAUUGUCAGACUUAAAAAGCUGAAAGAAUUCAUUAUCAGCAGACCCACAUUGCAGGAAAUGUUAAGAGAUGGCCUUCAGGGAGAAAGGAAAUGAAACCAAGUGGAAAUCUGGAUCUACAGGAAAGAAUGAAAAGCAGUGGCAAUGGUAACUACGUAGCUUCCUCUUCUCAGGAUCUCCCGUUAGUCAAAAAAGCAUCAUCAAGAACAAGAAGGGGAUGGAGGCCGAGUCAGUACCUGCCGGGUCCCACACACUGGUGACCUUCAGGGAUAUACUUGUGAACUUCACCAGGGAGGAGUGGAAGCUGCUGGACUCUGCUCAGCAGAUCAUGUAUAAAGAUGUGAUGCUGGAGAACUAUAAGAACCUGGUUUCCUUGGGGCAUCAGCUUCCUAAACCACACGUGAUCCUCCAGUUGGAGAAAGGGGAAGAGCCGUGGCUGGUGGAGAGAGGGAUUCACCAGGAGACCCAGGCAGAUUUGGAGACUGCAGUUGAAAUUAAAUCAAUUUCCAGUAAGAGCAUUUCUAAAAAUAAACAGUCCUGUGGCAUUAAAAUGGAAGGAAUUGCAAAGAAUGAUCUUUGGUACUUGUCAUUAGAAGAAGUCUGGAGAUGUGAAGACCAGUUGGACAAGUAUCAGGAAAACCAGGAGAGACAUUUGAGGCAAGUGGCGUUCACCCAAAAGAAAGUACUUACUCAGGAGAGGGUCUGUGAAAAUGGUAAAUAUGGGGGAAACUGUCUUCUUCCUACUCAGCUGGUACUGAGAGAAUAUUUCCACAAACAUGACUCACAUACUAAAAGUUUAAAACAGAAUUUAGUUUUUAGCAGUCAUCAGGAAAGCUAUGCAGGUAGCAGUGAAUGUGGUCCAACCUUCUGUCAAAACAUUCACCUUAUUCAGUUUGCAAGAACCCAGCCAGGAGAUAAGUCCUACAAAUGCCCUGAUCCUGUGAACUCUCUUACCAGUGGUACAUCCCUCGGUAUAUCAAAGGGUGUACAUAGGGAGAAACCCUAUGAAUGUAAGGAGUGUGGAAAAUUCUUCAGCUGGCGCUCUAACCUUACCAGGCACCGGCUUAUUCAUACUGGAGAAAAACCCUAUGAGUGUAAAGAAUGUGGAAAAUCUUUCAGCCGGAGUUCUCACCUCAUUGGGCAUCAGAAGACGCACACUGGUGAAGAGCCCUAUGAAUGUAAGGAGUGUGGGAAGUCCUUCAGCUGGUUUUCUCACCUUGUCACGCAUCAGAGAACUCACACAGGAGACAAACUCUACACAUGUAGCCAGUGUGGGAAAUCUUUCGUUCACAGUUCCAGGCUUAUUAGGCACCAGAGAACUCAUACUGGAGAGAAACCUUAUGAAUGUCCUGAGUGUGGGAAGUCUUUCAGACAGAGCACGCAUCUCAUUCUGCAUCAGAGAACUCACGUGAGAGUGAGGCCCUAUGAAUGUGAUGAGUGUGGGAAGUCUUACAGCCAGAGAUCUCACCUUGUGGUACACCACAGAACUCACACGGGACUGAAGCCCUUCGAGUGUAAAGACUGUGGAAAAUGCUUCAGUAGAAGCUCUCACCUGUUCUCCCAUCAGAGAACCCACACUGGAGAGAAACCAUAUGAAUGCCACGAUUGCGGGAAAUCUUUCAGCCAGAGUUCUGCCCUCAUUGUGCAUCAGAGAAUUCAUACUGGAGAAAAGCCAUAUGAAUGUUGCCAGUGUGGAAAAGCCUUCAUCCGGAAGAACGACCUUAUUAAGCAUCAGAGGAUUCAUGUUGGGGAAGAGACCUAUAAGUGUAAUCAGUGUGGUAUUAUCUUCAGCCAGAACUCUCCACUGAUUGUACAUCAGAUAGCCCACACUGGAGAGCAGUUCUCAACAUGUAACCAGUGUGGGACAGCGCUCGUCAGUAGCCCUAACCUGGUUUGAUACCAGACCAGUCACAUUAGAGGAAAUGCUUAUUAGUAUAGUGAAUGUGGAGAGUUCUUUACAAAGAGCAAUAACUUUAUUUUGCAUUGGAAACUCUGGAAAAGAGCUGUGUAGACAUAAUCUGUGUAGAAAUGCUGUCAGUCUUGUUAUCCUUUUGUGCACUUGAGAGCUGGUCCUAGAAGGGGAAAUAACCCACAGAUUUCAUUUUAGUACACAAAUACAUCAGCCUUUCUUUCCACAAAUUCCUACAAAAGCAGUUGUCCUUGGAGCAUUCUUGACCAAGCCUUAAAAUGCUAAAAUCUGAGAGGGAACCAUUAAUUAGGUGAGUUGUUGAGAGAUUAACCAACUUUGUUACCUUCUUCAAAAAGGUAAAUCAAUGAGUGUUGCUACUGCAAUGAAUAAAAAAAUUGAUACACAAAAGUGGAAAAAUAGUAUUCCAGCCCCCCCCCCCUUUCUUACUUAAUUGUCCUCUUCUGGGACGUUUAGUAGUGUUUACUCUGUUUUAUGUGUCUGAUUUAAACCACAUUUUGGUUAGCAGCAGGGAAAAUGUUUAUAAUGUAAAGCAGAAAAAGAAAACAUUUAUUAGUAAUGGUACUUACUUUAAAUAUAUUUGCAUGUGGGCAAGAAUUGGAAAAGUAUUCAUGGAUAAAUGACCAGAAAUGAUUUGUUAGGUAAUGGGAUUGAGUGAGUUUUAUAGUUUAUUCCAUGUCCCUCUGAUAAUUAUUUGAAGAUAUUUUUGAAUAGUAAGAAAAGGAUAUCCAGCUUCUCUAUUCUAUCAUCAGGGAUGCUCAAGAAUCAUCUGUUAGCAGCCUUUCCCAUUCUGUGUUAUUUUGGGACAUAGUUAGAGUUUGUCUCUAACUAUUUGUCUCUUUGAGACAGGGUGCUAAAUGCUUCUGGGAAUUUAGAAACAGUGAUUCUGUGGGCAUUGGGAUCUAGAGGAAGAUUAGGUAUUUGAGCACACCAGGAAAGGUCCCCGUCUGAGUGGGAGCAGGUACUUGGGCCAUACUUAGAGCAGCUGUGGUCACGAAAUAAACAGCUCUGCCCAAGCCCCUCCUUCCAAGGUGGUCCUUCAUCUUUAUAAAGGGAACAUAGUGGUUAAAUAGCAUAAGCUUGAGGUAGACUACCCAAGUUGAAAUUUCACCUCUGUCCUUAUCUUGCUGAGUGAGCUUGGGCAUGCUGCCUAAUGUCUCUGUGCCUAACUUACAGAAUCUGCUUCUGUAAAUUAGGGAUAUUACUUACCUGGUAGGAUGUGGUGGGUAUUAAGUGGGUAAACACAUAAGCAGCUUUAUGAUUUAUACAUAAGUGCUUUAUGAUUGCUAGCUAUGGUGCUUGUGUUGUCGUGGCCCAACCGUGGUGUGUGCCAUUGAACUUUAACCUGCCUGAGUGUAAGAGCUCGUAGUGCUGGCUUCCCUCCCAGCCACGUUUCCCUCUUAUCUCCGUCAGCCCUUAGCCUGAGGAAAGCCCUGCCUGUAGUGGGUGUGUAGACUCAUUUCUGAGGAGCAGUAAACAACUUGUAGUAUUGUAUGCAAAGUCAUCUUGUUUGUAGAGAGGUUUUCUUUUCUAGGGAGAGGAGCCUAAUCUUCAGAUUCUGUGGUAAGUUCAUGCUAAAAGUCCCUGCUAAAAAGAUUUAGCAAGAGAACUUGUUUAAAUUCUUUCUGUAAAUGGAUCUCCUGUGUGUAGGGACUAGACGUUAUCUUCCAUUUGCAUAUAACAGGAUAUAUGUUAGGUGCUUAAUGAUUGAGGGUUGAAAGCUAAAUAUUUUUGAGAGCAAGAGGACAAAGAUCUUGAUGCCUGCCUCACAGGAAAGCUCUAGAAAUGAUUGCUAAUGUCAUGAGACUUGGGAUCCACAGGGAACGUAAGACCAUCUAACUCGUACUCUUCAUCAUACAGUUGAGAAACGGUGAGUUGGCGCAGGUCUUACAUUUUGAGUAGUCAGGCCCAGAACUAGACUCUGUUCCCUCAGUUACUACUGCUGUCCUUGGUGCAUUUAUACCAGUGGCACGUAUAAUAUGCUCCUGUCAGGAGUUUUCAUGAUAAGCAGCGGUUCUUCAUGGGAGUGGAAGAGUAGCCCCUUAGCUUGGUUUCUGUUAACCUGUGGCUCAAUUUUCCUCAACUGUGUAAUGGAGGUACUUCUAGUACCUACCUCAGAGGAUUGUUGUGUGGAUUAAGUGAGAUAAUGUGUAUAAAGUAUUUAAAACAGUGCCUGGCACACAAGUACUGUAUGUGUUAGCUACUGCUACUAUUACUAACAGUAACACACUAAGGAGUGUAGGAAGAGAGAAAUGUCUGUGGAUGAUCACUGAAAUAUUACUUAUAAUAGUCCAGAAAUUUGCAGUAUAAAAUGUAUAGUAGCAAAAUGGUUAUUUAUAGCAUAUCCAUUGUCAUGGAAUAUUAUGCAGACAUCAAAAUCAUGGAGACAAAGUUAACAGAAAUGUUGAUGCUAUCAUGUGUUUUGAAGAAAGCAUGAUAAAUAAGUGUUAAUAUGGAGUAAACUCAGAUGUAAAAAUAAAUGAAUUGUAAAUAAAUGAAUCUUGCUCAAAA
Mustela lutreola (European mink) is the source of this 4564-nucleotide messenger RNA. RefSeq names its product zinc finger protein 10 (gene ZNF10). Gene Ontology annotation, biological process: regulation of transcription by RNA polymerase II. Bases 344 to 2023 code for a protein of 559 amino acids. The transcript has 5 exons. The record is from RefSeq and is a predicted model, not a curated record. Gene Ontology annotation, molecular function: RNA polymerase II cis-regulatory region sequence-specific DNA binding; DNA-binding transcription factor activity, RNA polymerase II-specific. NCBI's taxonomy places the organism in Eukaryota, Metazoa, Chordata, Mammalia, Carnivora, Mustelidae.